AUGAAGACUACCCGUCUUGUCUCAGGUUGCCCGAACAAGCGUCUAAUAUACAAUGCGGCCGCUUGACAGCUGUAUAGUUUGAGGUGCAGAGGUCACUUUUUGUUUGAUGUUUUUGGAUGUAAUGCACACUGCCGAUGAUCGCCGCCUUGACCGAGUGUGUGUCAUCACAGAGGGGAGGCUAGACGUGUCGAAAGAUGGACAAAAAUUGUUCGCGAUCGAAGCAGGGGAAGUAUUCGGAGAGGUGGCGCUGCUCUACAACUGCACGCAAAUCUACUCCGUCACAGCACAGUCGGACAGCAAGCUGUGGGUUAUCGAGCGCAAGAGUUACCAGACUGUGCUCAUGCAGAGUGGCCGCGACAGCCUCACGCGUACGUCGGAGCUGCUGAGCAGUGUUCCCUCUCUGCUGUCCUUGCCAAAGGAUGCCAUCAUGAAGAUGUGUGAUCUCAUGGAGGAGGCUCGCUACACUCAAGGCGACUACAUCAUUCGGCAAGGCGCCACAGGGGACACCUUUUAUGUCAUUAACAAAGGCCAGGUGAAAAUCACAGAAAAGAAGACAGGGGAUGAAGAGCAAAUCCUCUCCAAGCUCUCGGAGAGGCAGUGGUUUGGAGAGAAAGCUUUGUGGGGAGAGGAUGUGCGUGCUGCGAAUGUCAUCGCGGUCAGUGACGUUGCGUGUCUGCUCAUCGACAGAGAGACCUUCAGUGAUAUCCUUGGAGGGAUGGUGUUUGACAGCAGUCUCGAGACGCAACAGAAGACCGGAUGCAAAGACGAGCCAGAAGUCAAGGAUCCUGCCUCGCUCGCAUCCUCCACCUUAAGCGAUUUCCAGAUAAUCAGCACUCUAGGAGCAGGGGACUUUGGUCACACAGACCUGGUGCAAUUCAAGAGCAAUGUCAAGGAUCUUUUUGCCAUGAGGGUCCUCGACAAGAAGGCGAUUAUCCACAACGGCCUGCGAGAGCACGUCGCGAGAGAACGGAACAUCCUAAUGGAUGCCGCAUGUCCAUUCCUAGUCAGGUUGCACAAAACCUUUCAAGAUGCCGAGUGCCUCUACAUGUUGACCGAGGCUUGUCUCCAUGGGGAUCUUUACAGCUUGCUGAAAGACAAAGGCUGUCUGGACGAGAGCAGCACCAAGUUCUACACGGCUUGCGUGACGCAGGCCUUGACCUUUCUCCAUGCUCGAAAUGUCGUCUAUAGAGAUGUCAAGCCUGAAAAUAUUGUUUUGGAUGAACGAGGAUAUGCCAAACUGGUUGGCUCCAAAUGUUUGAAGAAGAUUGAAGUGGGUAAAAAGACAUACACCUUCUGUGGCACUCCAGGCUACAUGGCCCCUGAAGUCAUCUUCAACAAAGGCCACAGUGUAGCUGCAGACUUUUGGUCUUUGGGUGUUUUUGUGUUUGAGCUCCUGACUGGUGGGAUUCCGUUCAACGACGUUGACCCGAUGAGGCUCCUCAGCGAGACCGUGCGCGGCAUUGAUAACAUCGACUUCCCUAAAGCAAUCAGCAAGAUUGCCUCCAGUCUCAUAAAGAUGCUGUGCAGGCACAAUCCCUCGGAGAGGCUAGGCAGUCGAAGAAACGGGGCCAAGGACAUUCAGAAGCACAAAUGGUUUGAAGGAUUCAACUGGGAUGGACUAAGUAAAAGAAUGUUAAGUCCACCGCUCAGCCCCAAAGUUAAACACACUUGGAAUAGCAGCGGUACAUGUGCUCACUAUAGAGGAGAUGCAGCCGAGCUAUGCACAACAUGGCAGGACUUCUGAUGAUGGAUGAACUUUUUUUUGGGGGGGGGCGGGGGGUCUAAUCGUCAAGAACAAUUCACUCACUGCCAGGAAAAACAUAUAUUUUAUAUUAUCACCAGAUUAUGUUUGAUAAGGAACACAUGGUUGUCUCCAAUGAGCACGUUUCAUUCUUUUGUUAAAAACAAACAAACACACACACACACACACACACACACACACACACACACACACACACACACACACAUAUUUGUGAUGUCAUCGCAGUCGGAUGCAAUAAACAACUCCAGCUCCA
This is a messenger RNA of Hippocampus comes (tiger tail seahorse), 2015 nucleotides long. It is a transcript of the gene prkg1l, whose product is annotated as protein kinase cGMP-dependent 1, like. The record is from RefSeq and is a predicted model, not a curated record. Gene Ontology annotation, molecular function: ATP binding; cGMP-dependent protein kinase activity. Bases 107 to 1744 code for a protein of 545 amino acids. Lineage: Eukaryota; Metazoa; Chordata; Actinopteri; Syngnathiformes; Syngnathidae. The transcript has 16 exons. Gene Ontology annotation, biological process: protein phosphorylation.